UAAGGUGAGUUUUUUUCGGCGCGGGGGCCUUUGGACCACAUGCGCUGUGAGAGAAAGUGACGACAGGUAGCCCCCGCAUGGGGAAAAACCCAAAAUGAGAUAUUUUUUCUGCAAAGGUGACUCAAGGAAGUCUCGAGACCUUGAACUUUUAAUCUUGAUUUCUACGUCGUGCGUUUGCCUUCGCAAGUGGGAGGUUUUUCCGAUUAAAAACUCGUUGUCAUACAUUCUGAAAAAUAUGCUGUUUAUGCCAUUUAUGCUGAAGGUCACGGAAUAUUCUCACACGAGAAAAUUCUCCAUGCUUUGUCUCCCAAGAUUUUCUGAGAGCUUUUACCCCAUUUUUGGCGGGAAUUUUCCACUGAAAAUCAAUGUCAACGCGCGGGGUUAAAAACCCGCCUUUGUUGCGUAAUGCGAUAAGAAAGAAGAAAGAUUUCUUCGCGGAGAAAUUAGCACAAAAAAAUCAAUCAUAGCCAUCGUUGAGUGACGUCACAAGUGUCACAUGGUCUCAGCUGAUUACCUUCACGUCGCGCGCGCGGUUAGAAAACGUUUUUCCGUCGUAUUUUCCUAAUUAAAAUCGCGAAAAAAUGUGAUUAAUGUGUGUGGGAAGGUUUUUUGGGGAUUUCUAGUGCAGCCACGGAUAAAAAUAACCCGAUGAUUGAGCCAAAAGGAGAUUAAAAGAGAAAAAAACAAAUUGAAACAUAACCUCAAAUUUGAUUUGUUUUGGUAAACUUUUGUCGCUUGAAAAUUUCUUUCAAUUUUAUUCAUCAUUUUAGACAAGAAAAUGGAAUAAAAUGAAUGAAAAUUGAAUGCUUGUGCUGUGUGGUGUAGAAAAGAGUUCAAAUUGUGUGAAGUUUUGUGCUUGAAGAGACUCUGGAAAGCAGUGAAGGCAUCAUCUCCAGAUUUAGACUCUGGGGGCAGGGCGAAGGUGUCCAAAAAUAAAUUCGGGAGCUUCUUCGAGCACAUUGAGCGUCGGGAGCUACACGAAGGCCCCUCAGUCGUCGUAGUGGUGCCCAAGAAGCUGGGUGAAUUGCAAGUUUCCCAAAAAAACAAAAAAAAAGUGCUCAACGGAAGUGCAGGAAGUGGAAGAAAAAAAAUGGCAGAAUCAGCAAUUUCGGAGCCAAUAAAGAAGUGUGUGGCAAUUCUGGGAGCUGCCAAGAGUGAUACGGAAAAGUUUGCAGCUCUCUUUAUGGUGACAAAGCUGGUGAAGGGGAAGGAUUGCACGGAUGUAGCCAAAAAGGCUCUCUUUGACUCCAUUGGCUUUAAAUUCCUCAAGAAGCUCAUUCUAGCUGAGAAUGUUCCCGAUGAUUGUCCCCCAAUUGUCUACAAGAGCGUCGCUCUGUCCAUUCUCACGAGUUUCUGUGAAUUGGAAUCUCUCGCCACAAACCCCGAGAUGCUCAAUAUAAUCCCGGCGUUCUUCAGCAUAAUUGAAGAUGCCGACGAUGAGGAUGACAAUGACAACUUGAUUGUUGUGACAGAAUCCUACAAAUGCCUCCAGGCUAUUGCUCAAUUUGAGCCUGGGCAGAAGGCCCUCCUUGAGGCACAAUCAAUCCCCAAACUCGCCCAAAUCUACGCCCAGAAGAGCUUUCAAACGGACGAAGCUCUCCGCGUGAUUAUCACCUUGUGCAGCAAAUUCGGCCCUCAAGCCUGGAGCACAGACCCCAAAGUCUUCAACAGUCUCAUCACGCGAAUUGGUCUGGAUUUUGAGACAGAUCACUCAGAGAGGAAGUUUGAAUUGUGCACCAUCCUCGCAACUCUCCUCUUCACGUGCCGUCGCGACGUAAUCCUCAAGACGGUGGAGGGAGAAAUUUGGCCAGAGAGCAUCUACAAGGGGCUCAAUGACAUCCUAAAGAGCAAAAUUGGUAAAAAUCAACGAGAUCCCGCCCUUAAGCUCGCUGCCCAAGCUCUCGAAUUCUUGGGCGUUGAAUGGACUCUCAAUGACGAGGAGAAGCCAAAACAAUUCUUCCUGCUGCUCCUUCAGCUCGCUGCCAUUGAGGUGCGCAUGCAGAUGGACAAUAAGUCCUUCAAUCAAGCUGCAGCUCAGGCUGAACUCAUCACGGCGUGCUUCAUCAUCCUGGAGAUCUCAGUGAAUUACAUGGCAACGGAUCAGCUGGACCUCGAUCAGAAGGAGAAGCAGCAGGUGUACACAGCCCUCAAGGGGGCCUUCAGUGGUGUAAUGAGUGUCCUGACAAAGUUGAGUACAAGCGAGGCGAGGAAUAACCUUUCGGGGAAAGAUAAAUCAUUCGCAGCGGCAAUGGUGAGAGUUCUAGCAGCUUGGUUGGCUCAGGAAACAACUGCAAUGCGUCCAGGACUUUACCAGGUCCUGCCAUACAUGUUUCAGUUGGCCAAUUCAACCUUCCAGGAGAGUAGGCAGUAUCGGUUAGAAAAUAAAGGUAAUCCCGAUGCAGGUGAAGCACCUGCGGAUGUUUUGCGUGUAAUGCUACCUGCCAUGUGUCAUCUUGCCGUUGAGGAUAAAGCCAGACAGAUUAUCUUUAAAACGAAGCAAGAUGAGGCUCUGUAUGAGUGCCUUGUCUUUCACUUUUCCAUUGCGCAUUGGAAACGUCCACCUGUACCACGUGCUGAGCGUCUCAAGAGGCUGAAUGAACCCGAUCCGGGACCAACACCACGUCAACAAGAGGAAAUGAAGGAUUCCCGCGCGGCUAUUGUCAGUUUAUGCAAUAUCUUUAUGAAUUUAACUGUUUUGGAGGCAAAGAUUGCCGAGGAGAGUUUGCUUUUUAGCAAUUUAUUGAGGUUUAUCUUUGAGAAUUUGCCCGAAUUGAAGGAUACUCCGGAUAAUUUGGUUAUGCAUGGGCAUUUAGCCGUGCUGGGGAUGCUGAUGUUGAAGCAACAAGCGAAAAAGGUGAAGAAGAAUGAUUUUUCAAUUUGCCGAUAUAUUCAGGCAACAAUUCGUUUCCUCUGGGAUGCGUACAUUGUGGAUGAAUCGAAUGAUCCAACGGCACUAGUUGUGUCAAUUGCGUACAAAGAGCAUUGGAUGGAAAUUAUGGAGUUGUGGUUCCUCGGUAUGCAAACGAUGUCGGGUGUUAUUUUGCAAAUUCCGUGGAUUUCGGAAUUCGCCCUGGAGAGUGGAUGGGCCGAGGGGAUUGUGGAGACGCUGAAGAAGGUUAAAAUUGGCACAUUGCCAGGUAAUGUGAAGUCAGCAUUUGAGGAUCUCCUGUGUCAACUGGUUGAGGCGAAUUCCGAUGUUCCAGCUAAGCUGAAGAAGGCUGAUGCACUGCGUGUGUGCAGGAAUCAUCGUAUGAUGGAGUUGGGGAAGAAGUUGUUUGGUGAUUAAGACAAUAAAAUGUUGAAGAAAAAGAGUGACAAUGUACAUCAUCUUUCAACAUAACAUGCUCCACCAUCUCAUCUCAACCAAGAGGAAAUUAAGUGUGAAUAAAUUUAUAUUUAUUUGAUACAAAAAAAAUGGAAUAAAAUACAAAAUAAAA
Lutzomyia longipalpis is the source of this 3437-nucleotide messenger RNA. RefSeq names its product neurochondrin homolog (gene Neurochondrin). Gene Ontology annotation, cellular component: dendrite. The coding region runs from base 1091 to 3286 and encodes 731 amino acids. The record is from RefSeq and is a predicted model, not a curated record. The transcript has 2 exons. NCBI's taxonomy places the organism in Eukaryota, Metazoa, Arthropoda, Insecta, Diptera, Psychodidae. Gene Ontology annotation, biological process: regulation of neuronal synaptic plasticity; neuron projection development.